CAGCCUCCGUACACAAGUGACGCGAGAACUUUGAUUUGCUGACAGCUCAGAGUCCGACUGGACAGACUUCAUUCAGUUUAAACUUCCUCCUAUUCCAGAAAAAUGUCCUCUUUCUCCCUGUUGUUCUUGUCGUCGAUAGCGCUGGUCUGCAGUGCUACAGUCUGUCCGUGCGAGAGACCGGAGCUCUGUCAACAGAUCCGUGAGGAGAGAGACUUUGAGGUGUUUGUGUUUGACGUGGGUGGAAAGACAUGGAAGUCCUACAACUGGAGCAUGGUGACCACUGUGGCAACGUUUGGGAAAUAUGAUGCUGAACUCAUGUGUUACGCUCACUCCAAGGGAGCACGGGUUGUACUCAAAGGUGACGUUCCCCUCUCCCAUAUUGUGGACCAAGAAAACAGGACGGCUUGGAUAACAGAGAAGGUCAACUUGGCCAAGAGUCAAUUUAUGGAUGGGAUCAACAUCGACAUUGAACAAGCAGUGGAGGAGGGCUCGCCAGAAUACCAUGCUUUGACAGACCUGGUCACAGAGACCACUGAGGCCUUCCACAGGGAGAUCCCAGGUUCCCAGGUCUCAUUUGACGUUGCCUGGUCACCGAAAUGUAUCGACAAGCGCUGCUACGAUUAUGUCACCAUUGCUGAAUCCUGUGAUCUGCUGUUUGUGAUGUCCUACGAUGAACAGAGCCAAAUCGUGGGGGACUGUAUUGCAAUGGCAAAUGCCCCACUCUCUCAAACACUGGAUGCGUACGACCAGUAUUUGAAUCUGAAGAUUGAUCCGAAGAAGCUAGUGAUGGGGGUGCCAUGGUACGGCUAUGACUACCCAUGCCUAAACCUCUCCCAGGAGGGAAUAUGUUCUAUAGCCAAAGUUCCUUUCCGUGGAGCCCCGUGCAGCGAUGCAGCUGGAAAACAGAAAACAUACAAGUGGAUCAUGAAACAGGUCAACAUCUCAAUAUCCGGCAGGCUCUGGGACAACGAGCAGCAGGCUCCUUACUUCAACUACAAGGACCAGGGAGGACGGAUUCAUCAGGUUUGGUAUGACGACCCACAGAGUAUUUGUCCCAAGGCAGACUUUGUGAAAGCUAGAAGUUUGAGGGGCAUUGGCAUGUGGAACGGCAACAUCUUGGACUACGGCGAUGAACUGGUUGCCAGGCAGGAGACCGCAAUGAUGUGGAAUGCUCUCUUAGGAUGCUAGCUGGGACACACUUAACACUGCUGCAGAAAUCCAGUCACCCCUGAGCCCACUGUUUGUUGCUAAGUCAAUAUAACCCUCGUAUUGCUGUUGUCUUUGAAUGUAGUUACAUCUCAGACAUUCCUCUGUGCUAACUGACAUAACUGUAAUUCUCUGUAAAAGAACCAAUCUUUUAAAUAUGGCACACACACAAUCACAGUGUUUUUGAUUGACCGAUAUAGAGCUUACUGAGAUCUGUGCACUUUAUAUUUUUCAUAAGUAAAACAUUUUCGGAUCUGUGAA
This is a messenger RNA of Micropterus dolomieu (smallmouth bass), 1467 nucleotides long. RefSeq names its product chitobiase, di-N-acetyl- (gene ctbs). The transcript has 7 exons. Gene Ontology annotation, molecular function: chitin binding; chitinase activity. Bases 103 to 1188 code for a protein of 361 amino acids. Gene Ontology annotation, biological process: chitin catabolic process; carbohydrate metabolic process. Gene Ontology annotation, cellular component: extracellular region. The record is from RefSeq and is a predicted model, not a curated record. NCBI's taxonomy places the organism in Eukaryota, Metazoa, Chordata, Actinopteri, Centrarchiformes, Centrarchidae.